AUGCAGAGCAGCGCUCGCGAGUCGGUUGGAUCGGAUGCUGUGGCGAAUGCAGGGGAGCGUGCUGUCGCGGCCGUGCAAACGUGCCUUGCCCAGGCGCUGCUUUUAGAAGCGGGAGCCGCGGGACUCACGGGGGUCGUGUCGGUCAAGGCGGCCUCCAUGCUCGACCUCACCGGCCUGAUGCCCGCUUUUGUGAUCGCUCUCACUGGCUUGGCCGUCCUGCCUCUUCAGCGCUAUCGGCUGCAACUCGAUCUUCAGCAGCGGGUUGACGAGCUGAGCAGUUCCUUGAACGAGGCGCUGCAAACUCACCUGGAAGCUGAGCUGCAGCACGCGGUGACACGCUCACUGGCGGCCGUCAAGCCGUUUCGAGAGCACGUCGAGCGAGAGCACGCCGCCCACGAAGAGAGGCGGGGCAUGCUCGACGCGGUGAAGGCUGAACUGAGCGCCAUGCACUUGGCAUUGGAGAGGGCGGAGCGCCCGGCGGUGUCUAUUGUCGAGCCAAAGACUUGA
Messenger RNA from Emiliania huxleyi CCMP1516, 507 nucleotides. RefSeq lists its product as hypothetical. The record is from RefSeq and is a predicted model, not a curated record. NCBI's taxonomy places the organism in Eukaryota, Haptophyta, Isochrysidales, Noelaerhabdaceae. The coding region runs from base 1 to 507 and encodes 168 amino acids. The transcript has a single exon.